GUCUUAAACGCCAGCCGUUGGAUAUUUUGUGUUAAAUUUCCGUUGCCCCACAAAGUGCAAAAAGUUAAUUAAUUAACAACAACCGAUCCGAGAGUUCAUGUGCAGUGCCAGCGAAAUAAUUGUGGCGAACGGGCAACAACACGGAAACCAUCAUCCAUAUCUUGUGCCUGGUUUGUGCCAAUUGGUUUUUAAUCGAUUUUGCCGAGGACUGUUGUGGUGCGGAUACGGCGGCGACGACGACUGUAAAGGAAAAACAGCUACAAACGGUUGCAUUACUGCGGAAGUUGCAUAUUUCGCCAACAACAACAACAACAGCAGCGACAAAGAAACGCAACUACAACAACAACAACAGAGCUCAACUGAGCAAAGUGAAGAGAGCGGCUUCAGUUGUUUUCGGCAGAAGAGCACAUCAGCAUCACAGGAGCAAUCGCUAGAGCGCUCCGCGAACUCGGGAAGUUACACGGUUCAGCAGAUAUCGGGGAGCGUUGUGAGCUUGCAACCAAGCUUGCAGAUAUACAGACAGCACAGCGAGGAGAAGAAUCGAACGCCCAGGGGGAACCACUUGAGUGGUGCAUCGUUUCAGUCGACACCACAGCGUCGAUCUCAAAGCCAGCCUGCCAUUUCGCAGCAGCCGCGAAAGCGUCUCCCAGCAGUAGGAACCCAAAAAUCUCCAGCCAGGAGCAUGGCCUCAAUACCCGUUGUAUUAUCGAGCAACAAUGUGGCCGCCGCUGGCAGCGCCACCACGAUAGGGGGCGCCACAACAGAGAAACAGCCGUGGCCGAACUCCAAGGAUGAUUACGAGCUGCGCGAUGUGAUUGGUGUGGGCGCCACUGCGGUGGUGCAUGGAGCCUAUUGCAUACCACGGAACGAGAAGUGCGCUAUAAAGCGCAUCAAUCUGGAGAAGUGGAACACUUCGAUGGAUGAACUGCUCAAGGAGAUUCAGGCGAUGUCGUCGUGUAAUCAUGAGAACGUUGUAACCUAUCACACAUCGUUUGUGGUGCGUGAAGAGCUGUGGUUAGUGCUGCGCCUCCUCGAAGGUGGCUCGCUUCUAGACAUAAUCAAGCAUAAGAUGCGCACGGCGAACUGCAAGCAGGGCGUCUUCGAUGAAGCCACCAUUGCGACGGUGCUAAAGGAGGUGCUCAAGGGUCUUGAGUACUUUCACUCGAAUGGUCAGAUCCAUCGUGACAUAAAGGCCGGCAAUAUACUGAUCGGUGACGAUGGCACCAUACAAAUAGCCGACUUUGGUGUCAGCGCCUGGCUGGCCACUGGGCGAGAUUUGUCGCGCCAAAAGGUGCGACACACCUUUGUCGGCACACCCUGCUGGAUGGCACCCGAGGUGAUGGAGCAGGAUCAUGGCUAUGACUUCAAAGCGGACAUCUGGUCGUUCGGCAUAACGGCCAUUGAGAUGGCAACGGGUACGGCACCUUAUCACAAGUACCCACCCAUGAAGGUACUCAUGCUCACGCUGCAGAAUGAUCCGCCGACGCUGGACACCGGGGCGGACGAUAAGGAUCAGUAUAAGGCAUAUGGCAAGACAUUCCGGAAGAUGAUAGUCGAGUGCCUGCAAAAGGAGCCCUCGAAACGACCGACUGCCAGCGAGCUGUUAAAGCAUGCGUUCUUCAAGAAGGCCAAGGAUCGUAAAUAUCUCACGCAAACCCUGCUGCAGUCCGGCCCAAGCAUGGAGACGCGCGUGCACAAGGCAGCUAAGCGGCAGCCGGGCGCUUCGGGGCGUCUGCAUCGCACCGUAACGGGCGAAUGGGUCUGGUCCAGCGAGGAGGAGGACAAUGUUAGCGGCAAUGGUGGACGCAAAAAUCCCUCAUCCGACUCAGAGUCCGAGGAUCGUCCCAUCAAUCGCCUAGAGCGCGCCGACUCAUCGGAUAGCGAUCGUGAGGAGACAACGCCCGAAAUAACGCCCAGUGUCUCAUCGGCCACGGUAACGCCGGGCACAGCUGGCGCUACGGCAGCCUUAUCCCCCGAUGAACUCAAUGCAAUGAUGGCUCAAAUGCCGUCACCGAGCAGUGAGGGAAGUGGCACCGCCGCCGCCGCUGCUGCUGGCGAAGCACCACCCGUCAAUUUGGUGCUACGGAUGCGCAAUUUGCGUCGCGAACUUCACGACAUACGAUUCGAGUUUGUGAUUGGCAAGGAUACGGCCGAUGGCAUUGCCACGGAGCUGGUCGACGCUGGCCUCGUUGAUCCAUUGGACACACGACCGAUGGCCAUACAUCUGCAGCAAUUGAUAGCACAGGUGGCUACCAUGAAAACGAUAACGUUCCAGCUGAGUUCGGGCAUCCAGCCCGGCGAGGUGCCUGACGAGCGCUCCCUGGUCGGCUAUGCGCAAAUCUCUAUAACGGACUAGGAUACGGAGUUGGCGCCCCUAAUGUCGGCGUCAGCGAUUCCCUAAACGUGUGGAGAGCAACCCAUUAUCCUGCAAUCCCUGAAACAAAACAAAACAUAAAUUCAUACGUAAUGUGUGCAUUGCUACCCGGAAGGCCAGCGCCGCUUUUUAGUUAGCACUACUACUAGACUCUUAAAAACUAACUCUAAAUGCUAGUGAUAGGUCUAAAAGAAACAUUGAAA
Molecule: messenger RNA, 2577 nt
Organism: Scaptodrosophila lebanonensis
Lineage: Eukaryota; Metazoa; Arthropoda; Insecta; Diptera; Drosophilidae
Product: E3 ubiquitin-protein ligase RNF181 homolog
Exons: 4
Coding region: 98-2356 (752 amino acids)
Biological process (GO): protein phosphorylation
Molecular function (GO): ATP binding; protein serine/threonine kinase activator activity; protein serine/threonine kinase activity
Source: RefSeq, a predicted model, not a curated record